This is a messenger RNA of Linum trigynum, 7052 nucleotides long. The record is from the annotation of a GenBank genome assembly. NCBI's taxonomy places the organism in Eukaryota, Viridiplantae, Streptophyta, Magnoliopsida, Malpighiales, Linaceae.
UACAAAACCAAGGAAUUGACUUGUGGAAAUUGGAAAAAAAAUCACGUUUGGAUAGGGUUUAGUUUUGUGGGAAUUGAUGGUGUGGAAUUUGAAAAAAGAAGUAAGAAAGCGUGGUAAUGUUAAAUUACUAGAGGGAGGUGUAGUAUUCUCAAUUACCAUGAAUGUGGUAAUUGAAGCCAAUUUCCAUGGUCCAAUUCCCAUACCAUUUUUGCUCUCCCAAACGUGGGUUUUUAACUCAAUUACUACAUUAUGUGGUAAUUGGGUCCAAUUACUGCAUUACAUUUCCACAUCCAAACGACCCCUUAAGUGUUGGCGUAGCAAACGAACUUGCCUAGUCCACGCAAUUUAGUCCAAAAAUGAUGAAACCCAACCCGACACGUCACUCGAAUCCAACCUGUGAACCCAACCCCCUCUUCCCUGACUUUCCCUUUCUUGCUUCUAACCCUUCUUCCCUCGAUCAUCCCCACCGUUUUCUCUCCCCCACUCCUUCCUCCGGCGAAACACAUAGCUGUUAGCCCGCCUACAUAUGGUGAGGAAGAGGCCAGCAAUUCAGCUGGCGGUGGAAAUUAAAAAAAAAUGUCAACAAAGUCACCGAAUGCAGUUGUGGAGGUGAGUGAGCAGGUGGGAAUUAAUUUCCCUUUGUCUCUCAUUAGCCUAUAAAAGGCAGAGGCAGUAGCCUCAAUUCGAUCAUCCUUCACCAUUCCAUUAUUCUCCAUUCCUUUGCUCUGCUUCUGUUCGUAUUUCUUUUGUGGGUUUUGGUAGUGAAACGUUUUCACUACCACGGGUAGAUAGGAGAAUUCUUGUGGUGAAAUAGUGAGGUUGUUCCGGGAAACACCGAGUGUUCUAUUUCCUUGUAUCUUGAAAUUCUCUGUAACCUACGGUUGCAAUAGUGAAGAAAUACUCUGGAGCUAUUGUUCCCGUGGACUGGCCCUAAAUCAGGGUAUACCACGUAAAUCCUCUGUGCCAUUUAUUAUUGUCUAUGCUUGUUGUCAUUUUGAGAAUAGUCGUAGUAUAUUGCGUUAUUAAAUUACCGAAGUAAAUUGAUCUAAGUAAGUUGGUUACCGUAAUUCUGGAGGCUCUGCCACCAGGUCCAACUUACCUGUGAACUUUUUACAAGCGUGUGAUUUUUUAAUCCAAUAUAUUUACCCGCUAUUCUCACCCGCUGCGCCCAACAAGUGGUAUCAGAGCCACGUCCAAUGGAGGCAAAAACAAGCAAGAUGAUAAGUCUGAAUGGCUCCAACUAUCACAUAUGGAGAAACAAGAUGAAGGAUCUCCUACUCGUGACGGAGUUGCAUUUGCCGGUGUUUAGCCCAACUAAACCUGAUGCAAAACUGAAGAGGAAUGGGAGUUCAAGCAUGAGCAAGUAUGUGGCUACAUUCGACAGUUCGUCGACGAUAAUGUAUACAACCACAUUAGCGGAGAAACUCAUGCCAGAACUCUGUGGAACAAGCUGGAGGCACUUUAUGCAUCAAAGACCGGCAACAACAAAUUAUUUUAUCUUACCAAGUUGGUCCAGAUGAAAUACAAGGAAGGCAAAUCCUUGGCGGAUCACUUGAACGAAAUUCAAGGGAUCGUGGAUCAGUUGUCCGGUAUGGGCAUAAAGAUGGAAGAUGAGGUGGUCGCUCUCCUCGUUCUGGCUUCCCUUCCAGAAUCUUGGGAGACGCUAAAAAUUUCACUUACCAACUCUGCGAAAGAUGGAGUUAUAAACAUGGAGAUUGUCAAAAGCGGAGUCCUGAACGAAGAGAUGCGAAAAAGAUCACAAGGUGCAUCCUCAUCAUCUUCCCAGUCAGACCUUCUGACAGUGGAUUCCAGAAGCAGAGGAAGAAGUGAAGCUAGAGGCUCAAAGCAAAGAGGCAAGAGUCGAGGGAAGUCCAACAAGUUUGCCAACAUCCAAUGUCAUCACUGCAAGGAAAAGGGCCACAUCAGAAGAUUUUGCCCAAAGUUCAGAAAUGAGAGAAAGAAGGGCAAACGAGAUGAGAACAGUGAUGAUGAUGGUGCAAACUCUGUAGAUGAGUUCAAUAUUGUCUACGAGGAAGAUGUUGUCAACCUGACAACCCAGGAGACAAGCUGGGUGGUUGAUAGUGGUGCUACCAUCCAUGUGACGUCCAAGAGAGAAUUUUUCUCAUCUUACACACAAGGUGACUUUGGUGUGGUAAGAAUGGGAAAUGGUAAUCUUUCCAAAGUUAUCGGAAAAGGAGAAGUCUGCUUGGAGACGAUGAAUGGUACGAAGCUACUGCUGAAGGAUGUCAGGCAUGUUCCAGAAAUGCACCUGAAUCUCAUCUCUGUAGACAAGUUGGAUGAGGAAGGUUACUGCAACACCUUCCACAAUGGCCAGUGGAAACUCACCAGAGGCUCCUUGGUAUUGGCCAAGGGCAAGAAGCUGUCAAAGCUGUAUGUGACGGAAGCCAAGAUCUCCUCAGAGAUUGUCAACUCAGCGGAGAAUGGUGACACAAUUGAAUUGUGGCACAAACGGCUCGGUCACAUGAGUGAGAAGUCCAUGGCAAAGUUGGCCCAGAAGAAGGUCAUAGUUGGGUUGGAUCAUGUUCAUCUAAAGAAGUGUGUCGAUUGUCUUGCGGGAAAGCAAAACCGAGUUGCUUUCAAAAGUUCUAUCCCUUCAAGAGCAAAGAACGUGUUGGAUCUAGUUCACUCAGAUCUCUGUGAACCCGAUGUCAAUGUCAAAUCACUUGGAGGUGCCAGAUAUUUCGUGACAUUCAUUGAUGACCAUUCACGGAAGACUUGGGUGUAUACCUUGAAGACCAAGGAUCAGGCCCUAGACGUUUUCAAACAAUUCCUGGCCCUGGUGGAGAGGGAAACUGGCAAGAAGCUGAAGUGCAUCCGGACUGACAAUGGUGGAGAGUACAGAGGUCCGUUUGCUACCUUUUGCAAGGAACAUGGAAUUCGGCAGCAAUUCACACCACCAAAGACGCCGCAAUUGAAUGGGCUAGCUGAGAGGAAGAACAGGACCCUGCUAGAGAGAGUCAGGUGCUUGUUAUCACACUCGAAGCUUCCACAAUCUUUCUGGGGGGAGGCACUGCUUGCAACAGUUUAUGUGUGGAACAGGUCACCCAGUGUGCCACUGAAGUAUGACGCCCCAGAGAAGGUGUGGACAGGAAAUGAAGUUUCCUACAAACAUUUGCGGGUGUUUGGUUGCAAGGCCUUUGUCCAUAUUCCAAAGGAUGAAAGGUCAAAGUUGGAUUCAAAGAAGCGACCGUGCGUAUUCAUUGGCUAUGGUCAAAAUGAGUUUGGCUAUAGAUUCUUUGAUCCAAUCCAGAAGAAGCUUAUCAGGAGCCGUGAUGCUGUGUUCAUCGAGAAUGAGACCAUCGAAGAUGUUGUUGCUAGGAAAGAAGUUCCUAGUACUGAUGCUAGCCAGCCAAACCUUGAGCUAGUGCCUCCAACACCAGCGCCUACAGAAGUUGGAGAAGAAGUACAACAUGAUCAGCCUGAGAUAGUUGAACCAGAUGCCCAUGUGGAGGUUCAACCAGAAGAUGCUGAUGACGAUGGUCAAACACCAGCCAUAGAAGGUUCUCCUGUUCGAACAACAAGAUUUGGUAGAAUUUCACGACCGUCUACCAGAUAUCCCGAGACUGAAUACGUCUCACUUACUGACGGUGGAGAACCAGAAAGCUUCACAGAAGCUAUGAAUGAUGAACACAAGCAAAGGUGGAUAGAAGCCAUGCAAGACGAGAUGGAUUCCUUGUAUGAGAACAACACAUUUGAGCUGGUGAAGUUGUCAAAAGGCAAGAGAGCUUUGAAGAACAAGUGGGUGUUCAAGAUCAAACAUGAUGAACACAACCGUCAGCCACUCUUCAAAGCCAGACUAGUCGUGAAAGGCUUCAGUCAAAGGAAAUGCAUUGACUUUGAUGAGAUAUUUUCACCUGUGGUGAAGAUGACAUCCAUUCGUACUGUGUUGGGAAUAGCAGCAAGUCUUAACCUGGAGGUUGAACAAAUGGAUGUGAAAACUGCUUUCCUUCAUGGUGAUUUGGAGGAAGAGAUUUACAUGGAGCAACCAGAAGGCUUCAAGAAGGAGAAAAAGGAGGACUAUGUGUGCAGGCUCCGUAAGAGCUUGUAUGGCUUGAAGCAGGCACCAAGGCAGUGGUAUAAGAAGUUUGAGUCUGUUAUGGGGGAGCAAGGUUACAUGAAGACUACUUCUGACCACUGCAUAUUUGUGAAGAAAUUCUCAGAUGGAGAUUUCAUCAUAUUGUUGCUGUAUGUGGAUGAUAUGCUAAUUGAUGGGCAAAAUGUUUCCAAGAUCAACGACUUGAAGAAAGAGUUGAGCAAGUCUUUUGCCAUGAAAGAUUUGGGACUAGCAAAACAGAUUCUUGGCGUGAGGAUCAUUCGGGAUCGAGGUGCCAAGAAGAUAUGGUUUUCACAAGAGAAGUACAUUGAGAAAGUACUUCAACGUUUCAACAUGGAUAAUGCUAAGGCGGUUAGCUGUCCUCUUGCUAACCACUUUACAUUGACAUCCAAACAGAGCCCGUCUAUAGAGAAGGAAAAGGCGGAGAUGGAUAAAAUUCCAUAUGCUUCAGCAGUGGGAAGUUUGAUGUACGCCAUGGUGUGUACAAGGCCAGAUAUUGCUCAUGCAGUUGGAGUUGUCAGUCGGUUUCUUUCCAAACCAGGAAAGGAACAUUGGGAAGCCGUGAAGUGGAUCCUCAGAUACCUUCGAGGUAGCUCCAAAAUGAGUCUAUGUUUUGGAGAUGGUGAACCUGUCCUUGUUGGCUAUACAAAUGCUAACAUGGCAGGUGAUGUUGAUUCGAGGAGGUCCACUUCUGGGUACCUAAUUACCUUAUCAGGGGGAGCAAUAUCGUGGCAGUCAAGGCUACAAAAAUGUGUAGCUCUCUCCACAACAGAAGCUGAGUACAUAGCAGCAACGGAAGCAUGCAAGGAGAUGAUAUGGAUGAAGAAGUUCCUGAAUGAACUUGGGUUCCUACAGGAACAACCGCAGCUGUUCUGUGACAGUCAGAGUGAUAUUCAUCUUGCGAAGAAUGCUUCAUUUCAUGCUCGAUCAAAACAUAUCGAUGUUCGAUAUCACUGGAUUCGUGAUGUACUUGAAAUGAAGCAGCUACAACUGGAGAAAAUCCAUACUGACGAAAAUGGAUCUGACAUGUGUACCAAGACUCUUCCAAGAGAAAAGUUUGAGUUCUGUCGAUCAGCUGCAGGGAUGACGAAGUCACCUAUGUAGUAAGGCGAGGGAGAAUUGUUGGCCCGCCUACAUAUGGUGAGGAAGAGGCCAGCAAUUCAGCUGGCGGUGGAAAUUAAAAAAAAAUGUCAACAAAGUCACCGAAUGCAGUUGUGGAGGUGAGUGAGUAGGUGGGAAUUAAUUUCCCUUUGUCUCCCAUUAGCCUAUAAAAGGCAGAGGCAGUAGCCUCAAUUCGAUCAUCCUUCACCAUUCCAUUAUUCUCCAUUUCCUUUGCUCUGCUUCUAUUCGUAUUUCUUUUGUGGGUUUUGGUAGUGAAACGUUUUCACUACCACGGGUAGAUAGGAUAAUUCUUGUGAGUGAAAUAGUGAGGUUGUUCCGGGAAACACCGAGUGUUCUAUUUCCUUGUAUAUUGAAAUUCUCUGUAACCUACGGUUGCAAUAGUGAAGAAAUACUCUGGAGCUGUUGUUCCCGUGGACUGGCCCUAAAUUAGGGUAUACCACGUAAAUCCUCUGUGCCAUUUAUUAUUGUCUAUGCUUGUUGUCAUUUUGAGAAUAGUCGUAGUAUAUUGCGUUAUUAAAUUACCGAAGUAAAUUGAUCUAAGUAAGUUGGUUACCGUAAUUCUGGAGGCUCUGCCACCAGGUCCAACUUACCUGUGAACUUUUUACAAGCGUGUGAUUUUUUAAUCCAAUAUAUUUACCCGCUAUUCUCACCCGCUACGCCCAACAAUAGCUUCCUCUCCCCCACUCCUUCCUCUAGACUCAAAUCCUCGUCGGGCUUCAGGAGAAACAACCAAUCACUCUAGCUCGCAACGUGGAGAAUGGUUGCUGAAUUCUGCUAUUUCAAAGAUCCGCUCGAGAUUUUGUACCAGUUUAUGAAAGGUGGCGAUGUGAGGGACAUAGCAAGGAGUGAAUAACAAAUGAGGAAGAAAUAGAGGACUAAAGGCAGAGUGGCGAUGGUGGUCAAUAAGCACCGGCAACUGGUUCCUAGAAGUGUGAGAAUCAAGCGGAAUGAAGCCUGUGUGAAGGCGGAAGCGAGUGCCAAAAGGAAAAAGAAGAAGAUUUCCCAGGCGAGGAAAGCCUCCUCCACGAUUCUGAUUCCAAUUUCCAAGACAAAUCCGAUUUGCAAUCCGGGCUAAAUUAUGCUAAUUAGGCCAUUCCAUUUGCCACAUAGAACUUAAUGGAUCCCAUUAAUGGAAUUGGACGGAAACUAAUUGAGAGUGACUAAAUGCGGACUUUUUCAGUAAUUCGAGUGACCAAAAUUGAUAUUAAUUUUUUCAGUUACUAAACAUGACAUGUUUUAGUUACGUACGUUAGUGACCAAACCUGAAAUCAAAUUUACACAUUAUAUAUGUAUAAUAAAUAUCAAAUACUUUAGAGAAAAAUAAUGAUAUUUUAAAAAAAAUACAUGUGAAUAAAGAAUUUGUGCGAGGAACCUAAUUAGACCAAGCUGGGAGAUUAGAUAGUGACGAGUUUCAACUCGUGUCGAAUGAAGGCAUGGCAAUGAAUUGCCGUUGCUUAUAAGAUAAAGCUGGUCAAGACAUGGUGCUACGGUUUAAGAAAGGAGUGGUUGUAGUCUCUUUUCCGCUUAAUGGCUCGCAGAAAUGAGACUGCUUAAUGGCUCGCAGUCCUUGAUCUGCACCCUCCAAAGCAUCAAGCUUUUUUACACUAGGAAGAAGAAUAAACCCGUAUAACACCGUCGAGCUUCAAACACUUUAGACACUUCAAACUGUAGAACGUCGUUGUAAGGCGACAGGAUGCGGAAGGUGUAUCCACAUCAAUCGCACCCCUUGAGUUUUAACAUCAACCUCCUCGAGCAUAGACUCAUCACAUGCCAUCUUUAACCAGAAAUCUGGCCUUACAUUGUAGUCGACGAAGCCGCAAAAUGCUUCAUUGACUCAUAAAUUACAACACCAGAA